UAGAUAGAUAGAUAGAUAGAUAGAUAGAUAGAUAAACUUGUAUUAUUUAUGUGCAGCCCAGAACAAAAUGGUCCAUGCACUUGUACUGGUACUUGACCUAGUGGUUGGGGAAACCUUACCUGCCGUGCCUGCAAGACACUGCUGAGGACACAAAAAUCAAGCAUUCGUUGCGGGAGGAGUGCCUGCCUGGCCUCUUCUGUCAAAAUUAUCACACAAGUUUCUUCUGACAAGAGGAGGGUCAGCAGGUACCAGAACCGAGGUGAACAUGGCCCAGGCCAGCAUCUUGGUGACUGAGAACCAGUUCAGGUGUCCCAUCUGCCUGGACAUCCUGAGACACCCGGCGUCCAUCCCCUGCGGACACACCUACUGCAUGGUGUGCAUCAACAACURCUGGGACCAGGCAGAGCCGCCGGGCCGGUUCAGCUGCCCUCAGUGCCGGGAGAGCUUCAGUCCUCGGCCGGUGCUGCGGAGGAACACGGUGCUCGCCGAGGUCGUCGACAAACUCAGGCUGAGCGGGGUGGUCGGAGAGCCGGGGCUGUACUUGGGGGCAGCCGGGGAGGUUCUGUGCGACCUCUGCCCGGCGGAGAGCAGGAUGACGSCAGGGAAGUCGUGCCUGGUCUGUCUGGCGUCCUUCUGCGAAGUCCACGUCCUGCCGCACCGUGAGGUCGGCCCGCUGCGGCGUCACAAGCUGGUGCCCGCGGUGGAGCGUCUGGCGGAGCGGCUGUGCGCUCAGCACCGCCUGGGUCUGGAGCCCGCGGGGCCGGGGAGCCGCUCCGAGAAGGAGGAGGAAGAGCCCGCUGUGUGGAGCGGAAACUGCCCGCUGUGUGAAGCUGAGCAGGAGGAGGAGCGCAGGAUGGAUGCCCAGAAAGUCAGGAGACAGCUCCAGCUUCAGGACUCUCAGAGGAUGCUUCAGAGAAGRAUCCGAACUGGAGAGGGAUACCUGGAAGAGCUUCAACAAGCCUUGGAUUCUCUGAAGGUGUUGGCAUCUGUAGUCCUGGAGGACAGUGAAACUCUGUUUUCUGACAUGGCACAAUGUCUGGAGAGAUCUAAAGCUGAGGUCCAAGUGAUGUUAGAGGCAAAGGAGCGUGCAGUAAUUGGGAGAGCAGAACGAGACAUUGAGCUCCUGGAGAAAGACCUACAGGAGCUGAGGAGGAGAGACGAGGAGAUCAGCCUGCUGCUGAAAACUGAGGACAGCGCUCUUUUUUUACAGGCGUCCCCUCUGCUCUACAUCUGUCUCACCACUGAUCAGCGCUCCGGAGCCUUUAGCCGGCCCGCAGAGACCUUCAGUGAUGCCAGGAAAGCWCUGUGCCAGCUUCGCAGCCGCAUGGAAGAAAUCUGCUGGGAGGAGGUGGACAGAAUUUGUCGUGGAGGUGGCCAGACUGUGGAGAACUCCAAACCUCAGCAACCUUUGGUGCAACAUAACAGUAGAGCAGGGACAGUUUGGUUCCCUCUGUCCAUUUUGUCCUUGCAGUCACCUGAUCAGAGGAUGAGAGCAGCUUUGCUCAGAUUCUCUUGUCAGCUGUCAUUGGACCCCAAUACAGCCCACCCUGCCCUGGUUCUUCUGGAGGAGCCAGCAGGCGCUCACUGUGGCAAGGAGGCUCAGCCCUACGCCCCUCACCCACACCGUUUUGACUCGGUGACACAGGUCCUGUGUAGGGAGGGUCUGUCUGGGGUUUCCAGGUACUGGGAGGUGGAGUGGAGGGGCGGGGGAUGGGUCGACAUCGGCGUUACAUCGCUGUCAAUCGUACGUAAAGGUGGUGGGAAGCCCUCCCUGCUCGGGCGCAAUGAGAACUCAUGGAGGCUGAGGUUUACACGGACCGGUUUUGCUGCUUGGCAUGAUAACCGAAAGACCACGAUGGCGACACCCACCUCCCAGAGGAUCGGCGUGCUACUGGAGCAUCAGAAAGGGGCCUUGUCCUUCUAUAGCGUGUCGGACACUGUGGUGCUCCUUCACACGUUUAACUUCCAGUUCUCUCAGCCUCUGUAUCCGGCUUUCCGUCUGGAUUUGGACUCCACGCUGUUGAUCUGCCCCCUCUGAAGGAGGGCAGUAGAACCAAAUGGUAUCACCCUCAUCAUUCAUUCCUGUUUGUCCUGUGAAGAACGAGGCUCUUCUCUCUGCAGAUGAAUUUGAAACUAAAAAUGUAACAAAAAAGGAGCAGAGAGGUCAUCUUUAUCAUUAAACUGCAUUCCAAAUUAUUAUGCAAAUUAGAUUUUUCUCUGAUGUUCCUGAAUAGUUGAUGCAAAUGACAAAUUUCAAGUCAUCAGCUGUUAGAGUGUAAUGUUAUUGAUAAUAUCUGUAUUUUCUAAAGUUAAAAACUCAAAAUGCAAGCUUCCAAAUUAUUCUUCACAACAGAGUUACAAAAUGUUUUAUUAGUUGUGAAGAACUGAGAAUGGUCAUUUGUUGAAUGUGCAGCAGUAGGAGGUCAUAUUCACUGAAAUUAAAAGCUAUUUCAAUCAAAAACCUGUUAACAGAUCAGGUUACAUUUUAAUGUAUGAUCCCUUGAACUGAUGAGUUUUUGGAGAGUUUCUACUUGAAUUCUUUGCAGCAUGUCAGAAUAAAUAGCCUCCCAGACCUGCUGUUUGGAUGUGAACUGCCUCCCACCCUCAUAAAUCUGUUACUCCAGAGGUUCUCAAUCAGAGUUGAGGUCAGGGGAAGAUGGGGGCCACACCAUGAGAUGCAGCGGUGUUGCAGCAUGAGGUGCAUUGAAACACAAAGAUGGUUUUUAUGGGCUAAAUCUUGUGCCAGCAGGAACUGAAUUUGAAUUGCUCAGAUUGAAUCUGAAUGUGCACAAUUUGAAAUUGAAUGCAUUGGUUUGAAAACGAAUUUAAUGGUUUGAAACUGAAUUUAAACCUUCCUCGAUGUGACUUUAUCUGCACAAACUCAUGUGCUCUGAAUUAGCUACAAAUCUCUCAACAGUAUAAUAAUCAUGCUUAAGUUUUCUUGAAAUAUCUAAGGUUUUAAUACAUUAUCCAAGGCAUUCAACUAUUUUACUUUUUUUUUGGCAGCAGAGAGAUCCAUUUUCUUUGCCAUAUUGCUUGAUAAUGGUGAUCUGCUUAAUAAAGUGGAAAGUCCUUCAGUACUUUUUUAAUGAGCUCACCUGGCAAGCUAAUCAUCACAGGUUGAUUUCAGUAAUCCAUCGAGCCAGGAGACACAACAACAUCCAUGAUUUUAAAUUAAAAACAAAAAAGCGGGUCUUCAUGACAAAUACAAUUUGUAUAACAAUUUGGCAUUCAGUGUAGACAGAAACAUCAGAGGACAACUUUCUGUUUCAUCACCAGCAUUCGGUUUAUUCUGAUUUUAUUUAUUAAAAUGGUUUUGACUUUAAAUUCUUUAGAACACAAACUGCAUGUCUUCCAAUUCAACCAAAUGUCAGAUGUAAUCAGAUCCUUACCUAGCUGUUAAGUCAAGGUAAAUUUUAUUUUUUUAUUUUUAUUUUUUUACAAGAACUAAACUGGUUUCACAUGCGACACGUCGGUCACAAGAGCUUUAAACUUUUACCCAACAGACACAAUCAAUCCAGCUUCUCUUAGGACAACAAUCCACUUGAAACCACAAUUAUUGUGCAGUUUUCCAUUGACCUCACCUUCCCUUUCAUCUGAUCCUGACCACAGCAGUGGUUUGUUAUGGCAUAGAUAUGUUCAGGUGUUUCUUAAAAGCACUUUUGAUUACAGGAGAUGAUGAUCACCUUGACUGAGCACUGUGUAAGGCCUUUAAACAAAUUAUUAAAGUGGAUUCUUAUCAGACAAAGAAACACUACAGAAUGUUUGCCUUGAAUUGUGAUUGUGCAUAUUGAAGAAAAAUACCAUUAAGUGACCUUUAUCUUUUUAAUCUGUAAAGUUUUGACAAAUUUUCAAUACAAGUGUUUGUUGCUGAAAAAUAUGAUUGAAUGUAUUUUUU
Austrofundulus limnaeus is the source of this 3898-nucleotide messenger RNA. Its product is annotated as E3 ubiquitin/ISG15 ligase TRIM25. Gene Ontology annotation, molecular function: protein binding. The transcript is spliced from 8 exons. NCBI's taxonomy places the organism in Eukaryota, Metazoa, Chordata, Actinopteri, Cyprinodontiformes, Rivulidae. The coding region runs from base 266 to 2038 and encodes 590 amino acids. The record is from RefSeq and is a predicted model, not a curated record.